AUGACCCACAAUAUCCGCUUCGGGGACACCCAAGAUCGCCACACCAGCGUCGCCAGUGGUUCUACCACUCCCGGUACUCAAUCGGCCAUUGAUGAUGCCAAUAUCCAAAGCAGUAUCGCAGCAAUAGAGGAGAAUCUACCAGAGUUCUUCAGGGUGUACAAUUCAAAAGUAGAGACCGGCAGCGCGCACACGGCCUUGUGCAUGGUCGACGGAAUGCAGAAGUUGUUUGGAAAAGACGCAUGGGCCUUGAUCAUGCAGCGCAUGAAUAACAUGUCUCCGUUGGCCGUGUUGGUGUACGCCUCCAACCCCAGCAUCUUCUUACUUGCAAAUAUGAGCCAACCUCCCGAUUCCUUCAUUGAGAUCGACCCAGUUUCCUUUUUGCAAAGAUUGGCCGCUGUAAGGAACAUAGCAGCUCUUCGCGGGAACCAGCCGAUUGUCACCGUACUUGGAAUAAUCGAAGACGAUUACAAAUACCGAGUCGAAACCCAAGAAUUAUUCAUCCGAGAGGAUUUGGUGGCUAUCGAACGCGACGAUAGGUUGAUCCAUAUUCACACAAGGUCGAAAGAUCACUUGCUCAAUCGAUAUUAUGCCGAUAUCGAGAGAACAGCUCUGGCGCCCAAACCCCGAAUGCCGACGCUAGGACUUCGGGUCCAUCGCAGCCACAAGAAGAGAACCCACGCGAUCGAUCCAGUGCAUCUCGAAGGGUACAAUCCAGGACUCGAGGUUCUCGCACACCAAGCGUUGCCGACUACUUCAGACGAGUCGAAGUUCCCAGGGUUGCUCCGGUCGCCGUGA
Molecule: messenger RNA, 795 nt
Organism: Polychytrium aggregatum
Lineage: Eukaryota; Fungi; Chytridiomycota; Chytridiomycetes; Polychytriales
Exons: 3
Coding region: 1-795 (264 amino acids)
Source: RefSeq, a predicted model, not a curated record